Cynara cardunculus var. scolymus (artichoke) is the source of this 914-nucleotide messenger RNA. Its product is annotated as zinc finger A20 and AN1 domain-containing stress-associated protein 5-like. The record is from RefSeq and is a predicted model, not a curated record. Bases 150 to 647 code for a protein of 165 amino acids. Lineage: Eukaryota; Viridiplantae; Streptophyta; Magnoliopsida; Asterales; Asteraceae. Gene Ontology annotation, molecular function: DNA binding; ubiquitin-protein transferase activity; zinc ion binding. The transcript has a single exon. Gene Ontology annotation, biological process: protein ubiquitination.
AAAAAAAUCAUUCAAUCAAUCCUAAUUCUUCUAUUUCGAUCACGCCAAGAUCUUGUCUGAUUAUCGUCCGAUUUUUCUUCAAUUUUUAUACAUUUUUUUAUUCAAGGAUUCGGUGGUGGUAGUUGUAGUUUUAAUUUUGAUCGGAAGAAAUGGCUCAGAGAACGGAGAAAGAAGAGACGGAAUUCAAGGUGGUACCUGAAACGCUGACUCUGUGCGUCAAUAACUGUGGCGUCGUUGGAAAUCCGGCCACCAACAAUAUGUGUCAGAAGUGCUUCAACGCCACCACAACCGCCAGCUCAACGACGUCGCAACGUGCUCGUAGCAGAUCUAGCUCCUCCAGACCAGCGUCUCCUCGCGACGUAUCGGUAGAUCUGGUGUUAGAUCGGACGAUUGUGGCGUUGGAUGAAGAAUCGAAAGAAAAGGAGAGGACCGACGCGGUGGUGAUCAAAAAGGAGGUGAAUCGAUGCUCCGGAUGCCGGAAGAGGGUAGGUUUGACCGGAUUCCGGUGCCGGUGCGGAGAUCUAUUCUGCGCUGAGCACCGUUACUCCGACCGCCACGAUUGCAGCUACGAUUACAAAACCGCUGGUCGUGAGGCGAUCGCUAGGGAUAACCCGGUGGUGAAGGCGGCAAAAAUCGUUAGAAUAUGAAUUUCACACGUGUUUUCCAUAAUUCUAAAUAUUUCUGAUCGGAAAAGAAACUUGAAAACUCGGAGAAGAACGCUCGAUCUCCUGUGUUGAUCGUAGUUUCUGAAAAUUAAUUAAUUAAUCCGUUGUUGCGAGCUUGAAAAAAGUUUCAUCCGGUGGUGAUUUGAGAUGAACAUUCUCUGAAUUGAAUUGUUAGAGAUGCAACGUUAGGUCGUUUAUUGGUGUUGUAUCAUCUGUAAUGUUCAAAUAAAAAAUUCAUCUUUCCUCCUA